AUGGGCAGCGGCAGGCCCUUCCCAAAGUUGUCGUGGAGACGGCGCCACAAGGUUGUCGCUGCGGCGUUGUGCGCCGCUGCCACGCUCGUUUUGCCGGCGGUGCUGCGCGAGGCGGAGGAGCACGUGCACGCGGCGGGCAGCAGCUCCGCCGCCGCCGACGCGCUGCUCCCUCCGCCCGAGGAGGCGCUGCGACGCGCCACGCACCUCGUCGUCGUCGCCGGCCACGCCGUGUUCACAGCGCUCGACCACGGAGGCGGUGCCGUCGAGCGCGAGGCGUCGUGGUUCCUCGAGCCGUUCCAGCACGGGCAGCUGACGACGAUGAUCGAGCACAUCCACAAGGGGGUCGAGCUCGCCGCGGCCGACAACCGCUCGCUCGUCCUCUUCUCGGGAGGGCAGACCCGCGCCGCCGCCGGCCCGCGCUCUGAGGCGCUCUCCUACUGGGAGGCGGCCGAGGCGGAGGGAUGGUUCGGGCUGCCGCAGGUGCAGCCGCGGGUGCACCUCGAGGAGCAAGCCCGGGACUCGCUCGAGAACCUGCUCUUCUCCGUCUGCCGCUUCAACGAGCUCACGGGCCGCUACCCUCAGACCAUCACCGUGGUCUCCUUCGGCUUCAAGCGGCGGCGCUUCCAGGAGCUGCACCGCGCCGCGCUCCGCUUCCCGCGCCACCGCUUCCACUUUGUGGGCGUGGACCCGCCCGGCCUGACCGCCGCCGUGACCCAGGGCGAGACGGCGCACUCCGCAAAGCCGUUUGAGUCGGACCCGUAUGGCAGCGCCGCCUAG
Messenger RNA from Emiliania huxleyi CCMP1516, 777 nucleotides. RefSeq lists its product as hypothetical. The record is from RefSeq and is a predicted model, not a curated record. Gene Ontology annotation, cellular component: cytoplasm. NCBI's taxonomy places the organism in Eukaryota, Haptophyta, Isochrysidales, Noelaerhabdaceae. The transcript has a single exon. Bases 1 to 777 code for a protein of 258 amino acids.